Messenger RNA from Caenorhabditis angaria, 309 nucleotides. Lineage: Eukaryota; Metazoa; Nematoda; Chromadorea; Rhabditida; Rhabditidae. The record is from the annotation of a GenBank genome assembly.
AUGAAAAGUUUCAUCAUACUUAUGGUAUUUGUUUUGGCUAUCAGGUAAAUUUUCAGUAUUUCACUGCUAAACAAUAAAUCAAAUUCAGCCAAAUUUCAUGUGAUGGUGGUCAGAGAGUCUCAGGAAACCCAACUCGAACUAUUACUGAAUCUGGACCCGAAAUACCGUUCGAUGAGAAAACUCAUAGCACUGCGGGGUAAAAAUUGAAAAUGUUUGUAUUAUUUGUAGUUAAAAAUUUUCAGAUGUCCUCCAUCGAAAUUGGGAUCCUGCCACCUGCCACCAACCACAACUACACCAAAAAGUUACUAA